Molecule: messenger RNA, 2304 nt
Organism: Colletotrichum aenigma
Lineage: Eukaryota; Fungi; Ascomycota; Sordariomycetes; Glomerellales; Glomerellaceae
Gene: lsk1-0
Product: CTD kinase subunit alpha
Exons: 3
Coding region: 1-2304 (767 amino acids)
Biological process (GO): positive regulation of transcription elongation by RNA polymerase II; protein phosphorylation; transcription elongation by RNA polymerase II
Cellular component (GO): nucleus; cyclin/CDK positive transcription elongation factor complex
Molecular function (GO): cyclin binding; cyclin-dependent protein serine/threonine kinase activity; RNA polymerase II CTD heptapeptide repeat kinase activity
Source: RefSeq, a predicted model, not a curated record
AUGGGCGGCAGAGGCAAUCACAGGGGAGGCUUUGGGUCUCACCCUGGUUCAUUCAACCAACAGUUCAGCGACCCGCGCCAAUUCUCCCAGUCCCCGCAGCCGACUCCAAAUUCUUACAACGCUUCCCCAAACCACUCACCCUACGGUGCUGGUAGAGGGAACUGGGGCUCUCAGCAAUUCUCCCCGACACAUCAAUACCCUCCUCAGUACCCUCAAUCCAACUUCGGACCCCCAUCUGGACCACAAGGCUCGUACACACCAAACCAAUCGUUCUCACCGCCCCCGAGUGCUCCAACCGGACCUAUGCAGCCAUAUUCCCAGGGCAACUUCCGCGGCGGCUUCCGCGGCGGCGCUGCGUUCCGAGGCAACCAAUUUGGAUCCGGUCGGGGGAACUACAGAGGCAAUGGUUUCAAGAGUGCGCAGUGGACUUCCAACAACCAUGCCUCUGCUUCUCGUGGCCAAUUCGGGCAAGCGGAUGAAGCGAACUCUCAGCAGUCCACGACUCCCGCACAAAGCAACAAGUCAGACGUCGGCGACAAUGCUGCAGAGGGCGAAAACCCUUUCCGGCCAUCAAAAGACAUGCAAGUGGAGGACACUACUCCGUCCGAAAAGACCGGUGAGAGCGAUACCCAGCGAACUACCAGAGCGCCGCCCGUCGGCCCGGCUGCUCAGUCGUCGUCGAAGUUCAGCUUUGCAUUUAAGGCGUCUGCAAAGCCCACUCCGACGGCGCCUAAGCCGGAGAUCUCUCAGAAGUUCAAUGCCGUCCCUCAACGACGUGAAUCCACUCACCAAAAUGAUUCGAGAGACCACGACCGUGAUCGCGACCAUGAUCGGGAUCGCGACCACCGGGACAGAGAUCGAGACCGAGACCGUGACAGGGACCGUAACCGAGAACGUGAUCGCGACCGGGACCGGGAACGGGACCACCGCGACAGAGACCGGGAUAGAGACCGGGGUCGGGACAAGGAGAAGGACAAAGCCGCCGACAGAGACAUCCCUCGCGGGGCUCCGACCGAACCUGCAUCGGCCAGAGCUCGCCAGGAUUCAAGGCAACAACCACCCCCUGGGCCCCGUCAGCCCCCUGCACCAAGGACUCGCAAGAUCAAGAAGACUAUGCGGCGGCUCAAGCCUGGGCCGGUAUUGCCUGAAGACCUGAAGACUUCAGAUUCAGUUUACUUCCGCAAGCCUGGCAACGAGUCUGUCGUCGGUUCGGGCACCUAUGGCAAGGUCUUCAAAGCUUUGCACGUCUACACCAAAGGCUUGGUCGCUCUCAAGCGCAUCCGGAUGGAAGGCGAGAGAGACGGGUUCCCGGUCACAGCCAUCCGAGAGAUCAAGCUUCUCCAGUCACUACGCCAUACCAACAUUGUCCAGCUACAAGAGGUCAUGGUGGAGAAGAACGACUGUUUCAUGGUUUUCGAAUACCUGUCCCACGAUCUGACAGGUAUUCUGAACCAUCCUACCUUCAAGCUGGAUGCGGCCCAGAAGAAGCACAUGGCCAAACAGCUUUUCGAUGGCCUGGACUACCUACAUAAGCGCGGAGUCCUCCAUCGCGACAUCAAAGCCGCCAACAUCUUGGUUAGCAGCGACGGAAUUCUCAAGCUCGCAGACUUUGGCCUCGCACGAUUCUACGCGAAGAGACACCAGCUGGAUUAUACCAAUCGUGUUAUUACCAUAUGGUAUCGCUCGCCUGAACUACUUCUCGGCGAGACGCAGUAUGGCCCAGCCUGCGAUGUCUGGAGUGCUGCCUGUGUCAUGGUGGAGAUCUUCACCCGCCAUGCCAUAUUCCCGGGGGAUGGAAGCGAGAUCAACCAACUGGAUAAGAUCUAUGCCGUUAUGGGAACACCGAACAAGGCAGAAUGGCCUGGGCUGGUGGACAUGGCUUGGUUCGAGUUGCUAAGACCAGGUUACCGCCGGGCGAACUCUUUCGCCGACAAGUACCAAGACAGAUUGCCUCCUGCCGCCUAUCGCCUGCUGGCCGCCAUGUUCCGUUACGACCCUGCGAAGAGGCCGACAGCUGCAGAGGUCCUCGCGGAUGAAUACUUUACCACCGAGGAGCCUCCUCCAAGGCAGGCUGUUGAGCUCGCUACCCUGGACGGUGACUGGCACGAAUUCGAAUCCAAGGCACUCCGACGCGAGAACGAACGCAAAGAAAAGGAAGCUCGGCGCGCCGCAGCGGCGUCCGCCAAAGACAACAAGUCUAGAGAGAGAAAGAGGGAGAACGACGCUCACGAUGAGCGUGGGGAAGCUAAGAGAGUCCAGCUCGAAGGCAAGGCAGCCGUGCCUGCCGAACGCUCGAAGGCCUAG